Molecule: messenger RNA, 685 nt
Organism: Paramecium sonneborni
Lineage: Eukaryota; Ciliophora; Oligohymenophorea; Peniculida; Parameciidae
Source: the annotation of a GenBank genome assembly
AUGUAAUCCCAAAAUAAUUAAUAUCUCUAAUUUGUUGGUAAACCACAUAUUUCUGCUGUCAUUGCAGGUGGAAGAAGAAGAGUGAAUUAUACAUUCGAAGACAAAAGUGAACUUGUUGAGGAAUAUGAUAUCAAUAAUCAUGAAUUAAUUUGUAAAUUUUGAAUAUUAAGAAUAAAUCAGCUAGAAAAUGGAAAAGGUUAUCCAAUAUUAAAGAAUCAUAAUGGAUUUAUGAAGUUGGAGAAGCUCCAAUUGAUCAAUAAAGCGAAUUGAAAUUGUCCAAUACUAAUGUAAGUAUUUCAAAUGAUAACAAAGCCUAUUUUUGUUAGAAAAGACACUCCACAACAUUUCUAAUAUAGAGUUCGUAAUCUAACAUAUCCAGAAGAUGUUUAUUAAGUAGAGAUUGAUGAAAAAUCUCAAGAAAUUGUUAUAAGAACAACAAAUAAAAAAUAUUAUAAAAGAUUUGCUAUUCCUGAUAUUAGGAGAGCUAAUCUUAAACUUGAAUAAGGAAAGGCUACUCAUGUUUACAAAAACAAUACUCUCAUUGUGUCUGUAUAAUUAUAAAUUUUACUAUUAGUAUCCUAAACCAGAUCAAAUACUUGAGAGAGAAUAUUAAAUUAGAUAAGAAUUUGAUAAAUUAAACAAGAAAAAACCAAAAGAAGGGGAUUUAGAGUGUGUAUAACAAUGA